AGACAAAGAAAAGGAAAGGAUGUGAAGAAAAAUUAGUAUAACAGGGUGAUGACCAACAGCGACAUGCCAAUAUUUUGCGAAAACGUCAAACAGGUUCCGUCCCUGAGCUGCAUAUCGAAUUGAACUAAGCUCCUACUGACUCCAUUCCUGCAAAUUUCCUUUUUUGAAAAAAGUUCCAAAAACCCUCCAUUCUAAUGGCCAACUUCGUCGACCCAAAAACGGGCUUUUGCUCUAAAACGAUGACGUUCCACAGUCUCCGACCUCCCGUUCCACUCCCACCCGAAUCCGCACCCAUUUCACUUACCGACUUCAUCUUCUAUCUCCUUAACUCCUCUCCUCCCUCGCCCACUGCUGUCGCUCUCAUCGACGCCACCACGCGCCGCCGUAUUCUCUAUCCCGAACUUAUCUCCCGAGUGAAUAACCUAGCCGCCUCCCUCCGCACUCACUUUGGCCUCUCCAAAGGCGAUUGCGCUUUCGUUUCCUCCCCGAACAAUAUCUACACUCCCAUUCUUUGCUUGUCUCUCUUCUCUCUCGGCGUCGUUGUCUCUCCCGCCAAUCCAGCCGCCACAAUCCCAGAGAUUCACCAUCAAAUCCGACUUUCGAAACCGGUAAUCGCUUUUGCCUCAUUGGAUUCAGAUCAUAAAAUCCCUUCGCUUAAAUACGGAACCGCUAUAAUGGACUCGGUUGAAUUCGAGUCGUUAAUGGUAAAUCGAAGUGAAAAAAAGAAACAAGAAGGAAUCAAAGUGAACCAAUCAGAUGUUGCCACGAUUCUCUAUUCGUCCGGCACAACAGGUCGGGUCAAAGGAGUUGCAUUGACUCACCAUAACUGGACCGCGACGAUCGCAACAGGCUAUUCGUUGCGUCCGAUGAGGAAGUGCCCCACGGUUGCUUUUUGUCCGGUUCCGUUAUUUCAUGUCUACGGGUUAGCGUACAGUUUGAGGCUUCUGGCGACGGGUAACUGCGUGGUCAUUAACGGAGGAGGUGGGAGACUUGAUAUGAAAAAAAUCUACGACAUCGUUGAGGAGUAUCGGGUUAGCCAGGUGGCGCUGGCCCCACCUUUGGUUGUAACGAUGGUAAGGGAUGCUGGAAUGAUGGAGGGCUGCGAUUUGAGCUCGCUUGAAGUUAUCUCGUGCGGGGGAGCUCAUUUGAGCAAGAGUAAGAUUGAGAGGUUGCGAAAACGGUUGCCUAAAGUUCAGCUGGCGCAGGCGUAUGGGCUAACUGAAACAACAGGGCGAGUGUUUGCUACGAUGGGUCCCCAUGAAAGCCAAAUAGAAGGUGCCACGGGAAAGCUUAUGGCAAAUUGUGAGGCCAAAAUUGUCGAUCCUGAAACUGCUGUUGCUUUGCCUCCUUCUAAGCCUGGAGAGCUUUGGAUUAGAGGAGCUUUGGUAAUGAAGGGUUACGUUGAUAAUGAGGAGGCAACUGCUGCGACUGUGGAUUCAGAGGGAUGGUUAAGAACUGGCGAUCUUUGCUAUAUCGAUAAUGAAGGUUUCCUGUUUUUUGUGGAUAGAUUGAAGGAGUUGAUCAAAUACAAAGGCUACCAGGUUGCCCCAGCUGAACUGGAGCAUCUGCUUAGUUCCCACCCAGAUGUCGUCGACUCUGCUGUGGUUCCGUUUCCGGAUGAGGAAGCAGGUCAGGUACCAGUGGCCUUUGUAGUCAGACAAUCAGGCAGCAACAUUGAUGAAUCAGAAAUCAAGCAUUUUGUUGCUCGACAGGUUUCCCAGUACAAGAGAAUACGAAGAGUAAUUUUCAUUGAUUCAUUGCCAAAGAAUGCCUCAGGUAAGGUACUGAGGAAGGAGUUAGUCGAAUUGUCAAGUGCUACCUCCAAGUUGUAAAAUUCCAUCACUGCUUUAUGUGUUUAUGACAGAAAAAUUGCUAUUUUGUUGAUGUUAAUUUACUUUGUGUAACAUAAAAAUGGUUACAUAUCAUUACAAAUGAUCAAAGUUAAUAUGUAAUAAAUUUGCUCAUAAAAGAAUGGGAAUAUACAAUACUCAACUCUAUCCCA
Theobroma cacao (cacao) is the source of this 2002-nucleotide messenger RNA. Its product is annotated as 4-coumarate--CoA ligase-like 9. Gene Ontology annotation, molecular function: CoA-ligase activity. The record is from RefSeq and is a predicted model, not a curated record. NCBI's taxonomy places the organism in Eukaryota, Viridiplantae, Streptophyta, Magnoliopsida, Malvales, Malvaceae.